GUGAGCUGGGUUUAAAACAUUGUUUUCAUUGUUCGGGUUAUGCGCGUUUAUAUAAAAAUCAACACAUUUGUUCGAUCGUUUCGAAACAAAUUAACGGAUAUCAGUGUUUACUUAUCUUAAAAAUCUGUGCCAGAACUCAAUUCGUUAAUAUAAAGGCGCCAUGUUACGAAACAUCGGAAAUGUCGUCUGCUUCAUCAUCGUCCUCAUGACGUCACACCACGUGACCGGACAGGCGCAUGACGUGACACAGUUGAACAGAAGGCUGACGAUCCUCAAGAAUUCCGUUGAUCGCGAUAUCGUCGACAUCCGGCUCGAGAUCAUGGAUCUGAAGAUGACAGUCGAGCAAAUUGGAGUCGGUCAGAGAAACGCAAGCGAUGGAUCCAUUAUUGGCCAGGGAAUGACAGAUCUAAAUCAAAUGGAGAUUACAGAUCUCAAGAAUAAGUUGAGCGCACAUGAAAGCCGACUAAACAGAUUAUUUAGUACUGUCAACGAAAUUCAAGUGGAAAAUUCGGCACUUAAAAGUAAAGUCAACCAAGUGGUCGUAGAAAAGGAGAAUGAAGCAAAUGCUGAACUUCUCAGAUUGAACGCACGGAUUGAAACAAGAUUUGACGAUAAAUUCAUCGCUCUUCAAAAGAAGUUUGAAGAAACCGCAGCUGUGAUGAUGAAAGGUUACAAAGAAUUUAAGAGGCAGAUGCUCGAUGAAACAAAUACUUUUUCCCAGUCCGUGAUCUCCGAACAAAACAAACUGAGUACAAAGAUUGACAAGGCAGAUGCAAAGAUCGUUCGACUGGAUGGCGAAGUAAACAGACUCGAAGUCAAUGCAUUGGUCGAGAAAAAGGAAAAAAACGAAUUGAUCAAUAACUUAAAAGCUGAACUUCUCCAGUUGAACGCAGGCGUUGAAACGAAAUGCGACGAUAGAGUCAUCACUCUUCAAAAGAGGUUUGAAGAAACCACAGCGGUGAAUAUGGCAGGUUACAAAGAUCUGGAGACGCACAUCUCCGAUCAAAUGAAUAACUUUUCCCAGUCGCUGAUCUCCGAACAAAACAAAUUGAGUACAAAGAUUGACAAAACAGAUGCGAAGAUCGUUAAACUGGACGUUGAAGCGAAAAAGCUGGAUGGCUUUUCGAGAAUUAUUGAAGAACUGAUAACAACGAUUGAUUGUAAGGACCCAACACCAGACCAUGGAACAGUAAACACCACAGCAACAACGUAUGGAACUGUUGUUAAAGUAUCCUGCAAUCAUGGUUACGUACUGAGCGGAACGAACAUCAUAAAAUGCAAAGUUGACUCUUCCUGGUCUGAAUCAGCCACUUGUAUACCGUAUGAUUGUGGUGACCCAACACCAGACCAUGGAACAGUAAACACUACAGUAACAACGUAUGGAACUGUUGUUAAAAUAUCCUGCAAUCACGGUUAUGUACUGAGCGGAGAGAACAUCAUCAACUGCAACGCUGACUCUGACUGGUCUGCAUCAGCCACGUGUAACCCAUAUGAUUGUGGUGACCCAACACCAGACCAUGGAACAGUAAACACUACAGUAACAACGUAUGGAACUGUUGUUAAAAUAUCCUGCAAUCACGGUUAUGUACUGAGCGGAGAGAACAUCAUCAACUGCAACGCUGACUCUGACUGGUCUGCAUCAGCCACGUGUAACCCAUAUGAUUGUGGUGACCCAACACCAGACCAUGGAACAGUAAACACUACAGUAACAACGUAUGGAACUGUUGUUAAAAUAUCCUGCAAUCACGGUUAUGUACUGAGCGGAGAGAACAUCAUCAAAUGCAACGCUGACUCUGACUGGUCUGCAUCAGCCACUUGUAACCUGUAUGGUUGUGGUGACCCAACACCAGACCAUGGAACAGUAAACACUACAGUAACAACGUAUGGAACUGUUGUUAAAAUAUCCUGCAAUCACGGUUAUGUACUGAGCGGAGAGAACAUCAUCAAAUGCAACGCUGACUCUGACUGGUCUGCAUCAGCCACGUGUAACCCAUAUGAUUGUGGUGACCCAACACCAGACCAUGGUACAGUAAACACUACAGUAACAACGUAUGGAACUGUUGUUAAAAUAUCCUGCAAUCACGGUUAUGUACUGAGCGGAGAGAACAUCAUCAAAUGCAACGCUGACUCUGGCUGGUCUACAUCAGCCACUUGUAACCUGUAUGAUUGUGGUGACCCAACACCAGACCAUGGAACAGUAAACACUACAGUAACAACGUAUGGAACUGUUGUUAAAAUAUCCUGCAAUCACGGUUAUGUACUGAGCGGAGAGAACAUCAUCAAAUGCAACGCUGACUCUGACUGGUCUGCAUCAGCCACUUGUAACCUGUAUGAUUGUGGUGACCCAACACCAGACCAUGGAACAGUAAACACUACAGUAACAACGUAUGGAACUGUUGUUAAAAUAUCCUGCAAUCACGGUUAUGUACUGAGCGGAGAGAACAUCAUCAAAUGCAACGCUGACUCUGGAUGGUCUGCAUCAGCCACUUGUAACCCGUAUGAUUGUGGUGACCCAACACCAGACCAUGGAACAGUAAACACUACAGUAACAACGUAUGGAACUGUUGUUAAAAUAUCCUGCAAUCACGGUUAUGUACUGAGCGGAGAGAACAUCAUCAACUGCAACGCUGACUCUGACUGGUCUGCAUCAGCCACGUGUAACCCAUAUGAUUGUGGUGACCCAACACCAGACCAUGGAACAGUAAACACUACAGUAACAACGUAUGGAACUGUUGUUAAAAUAUCCUGCAAUCACGGUUAUGUACUGAGCGGAGAGAACAUCAUCAACUGCAACGCUGACUCUGACUGGUCUGCAUCAGCCACGUGUAACCCAUAUGAUUGUGGUGACCCAACACCAGACCAUGGAACAGUAAACACUACAGUAACAACGUAUGGAACUGUUGUUAAAAUAUCCUGCAAUCACGGUUAUGUACUGAGCGGAGAGAAUAUCAUCAAAUGCAACGCUGACUCUGACUGGUCUGCAUCAGCCACUUGUAACCUGUAUGGUUGUGGUGACCCAACACCAGACCAUGGAACAGUAAACACUACAGUAACAACGUAUGGAACUGUUGUUAAAAUAUCCUGCAAUCACGGUUAUGUACUGAGCGGAGAGAACAUCAUCAAAUGCAACGCUGACUCUGACUGGUCUGCAUCAGCCACGUGUAACCCAUAUGAUUGUGGUGACCCAACACCAGACCAUGGAACAGUAAACACUACAGUAACAACGUAUGGAACUGUUGUUAAAAUAUCCUGCAAUCACGGUUAUGUACUGAGCGGAGAGAACAUCAUCAAAUGCAACGCUGACUCUGGCUGGUCUGCAUCAGCCACUUGUAACCUGUAUGAUUGUGGUGACCCAACACCAGACCAUGGAACAGUAAACACUACAGUAACAACGUAUGGAACUGUUGUUAAAAUAUCCUGCAAUCACGGUUAUGUACUGAGCGGAGAGAACAUCAUCAAAUGCAACGCUGACUCUGAAUGGUCUGCAUCAGCCACUUGUAACCCGUAUGAUUGUGGUGACCCAACACCAGACCAUGGGACAGUAAACACUACAGUAACAACGUAUGGAACUGUUGUUAAAAUAUCCUGCAAUCACGGUUAUGUACUGAGCGGAGAGAACAUCAUCAAAUGCAACGCUGACUCUGACUGGUCUGCAUCAGCCACGUGUAACCCAUAUGAUUGUGGUGACCCAACACCAGACCAUGGAACAGUAAACACUACAGUAACAACGUAUGGAACUGUUGUUAAAAUAUCCUGCAAUCACGGUUAUGAACUGAGCGGAGAGAACAUCAUCAAAUGCAACGCUGACUCUGACUGGUCUGCAUCAGCCACGUGUAACCCAUAUGAUUGUGGUGACCCAACACCAGACCAUGGAACAGUAAACACUACAGUAACAACGUAUGGAACUGUUGUUAAAAUAUCCUGCAAUCACGGUUAUGUACUGAGCGGAGAGAACAUCAUCAAAUGCAACGCUGACUCUGGCUGGUCUGCCUCAGCCACUUGUAACCUGUAUGACUCAGCGGGUCGCCAGUUCAUAUUCGGAAUCCCACAAACAGUUCCUCGUUCGCCCGAUUAUAUCAAACUGUACAUUGCAAGCAAGCACGUCUCCAAGGUCUACAUCACAGCGCCAGGAAUAGGUUUCAACCAAACUAUAACAACACUUGCUAACACCUCCACCGCAGUAGUUCUUCCUGGCAGCCUUGCAACCACACCUGGUUUGUCUAACAAAGCUGUAUAUGUUGAGGCGGAUCAAACCAUAUCAAUCUAUGUCAUGGUUAGAGAGCGCUAUUCCUCAGGUGGAUUUCUACUUUUACCAAUCUCUGCUGACGCACGGGAAUUUGUCGUUGCUUCAUACGAACCAAGAUGGUCUAACGAACCAAGUGAAUUUUUAAUCAUUGCAUUAGAAGACAGCACUUUGAUUGACAUUCAACUGAUAACACCUGAUGAACCCGUCAUGAUAGGAGGAGAAAGCUACAGCAGCCGACAAAAUGUUUCACUUAAAAUGAGUAGAAUGCAAACGUACUUGGUUCAACACGACCAUGACUUGACAGGUACACACAUCACUAGUUCCAAGCCUGUUUCUGUUUUUUAG
Molecule: messenger RNA, 4591 nt
Organism: Dreissena polymorpha
Lineage: Eukaryota; Metazoa; Mollusca; Bivalvia; Myida; Dreissenidae
Product: sushi, von Willebrand factor type A, EGF and pentraxin domain-containing protein 1-like
Exons: 21
Coding region: 161-4591 (1476 amino acids)
Source: RefSeq, a predicted model, not a curated record